Molecule: messenger RNA, 1779 nt
Organism: Nannospalax galili (Upper Galilee mountains blind mole rat)
Lineage: Eukaryota; Metazoa; Chordata; Mammalia; Rodentia; Spalacidae
Gene: CUNH8orf82
Product: chromosome unknown C8orf82 homolog
Exons: 3
Coding region: 55-711 (218 amino acids)
Source: RefSeq, a predicted model, not a curated record
UAGAAGUGUUUCGCUCAGUGCCGCGCUUGGGUGACCUGUUUCCGGUGCGGAAAGAUGUGGCCGCGGCACCGGGCAGUGCCGCACCUAACUCUGGCCUUGGCGAGGUCGCGAGGAGCUCGGGCCUGCAGCGGGGACAGACGCGUCUCCUACACGCAGGGCCAAAGCCCCGAGCCCAGAACUCGCGAGUAUUUCUACUACGUGGAUCACCAGGGCCAGCUUUUCCUGGAUGACUCUAAAAUGAAGAACUUCGUCACCUCCUUCAAAGACCUGCAGUUCCUGGUCACUUUCUUCUCCCGUCUAAGACCCAACCGCAGCGGGCGCUAUGAGACCUCCUUCCCCUUCCUCUCGCCUUGUGGCAGAGAGCGCAACUUCCUGCGCUGUGAAGACCGGCCUGUGGUCUUCACACACCUUCUGGCCACCGACAGCGGGUCCCCGAGCCUCUCCUACUGUGGCGGUGGAGAGGCCCUGGCCGUACCCUUCGAGCCGGCUCGCUUGCUGCCCCUGGCGGCUAACGGGCGCCUGUACCAUCCGGCGCCGGAGCGCGCGGGAGGCGUGGGCCUGGUACGCUCGGCCCUGGCCUUCGAGCUCAGCACCUGCUUUGAGUAUGGACCUGGAUCACCCACGGUCCCCUCCCACGUGCGAUGGCAGGGCCGCCGUUUUGCCCUCACUAUGGAUCUGGCUCCGCUGCUGCUCCCUGUUCCGCCGCCCUGAGCCGUGGGCUGGGGCCGAGUGGAUAGGGUUAGGGCAACCACCAGGCUUCGCAGCGCUUGCUGGCUUCCCCUUGGUCCCAGUGUUCCAAGUGGGACCCGGGGGUCCCCGGUCACUUGCGCACAUGGGGGACAGAGUGCGCAUGCGCGCAGAGGAGCCGGGCGACCAGCGAGUUGGCGCUGUCCAAGGUGCUGCCGCCGACCCGCUGCCCUGGAUCCCUACAGAAGGUCUCUCCGUCACCUCUCACCCUUUCAACCGCCAGGCGUCCCGCGGAUUGGCCUGCGCUCUCUACGUCAGGCCGAGCGCCUGGCGCAGGCUGUGCGCGUCCCGGUGCGCGUGCGCGCCCCGCCCCCUGUCGCUUCUUUAGUCCCGCCGCCGCGGGUUCGGUGGGGAGCCUUCUGCUGCCGGAGCGUCAGGUGAGGGGGAUCCCGGCCCAAGGUCACCCGGCAUGGGGGCGGGAUCAAGACCUGGGUUCCUGCCGCCGCCCCAGGAAAAGGCCAUGUAUCCUGGCAGCUGGGAGGGAGUGGAGACCACGCCCUCUAUGAGCCCAGCCCUAGACCCACUGGAGCCUGAGGGGGGAGUUAGGGAAGGUCUUGGAGGUUUAAGGCGCCAGGUUGCAAGGGCUACCGAAGACCUCAGCUAAGGUCUCGCGCUGCACCUGAGAGGACACAGCGCUGGCCUCCAACCUCCUCCCGUGCAGAUGGGCGCCCGGGAGACUGUUAUCCGGCUCCUGCCCAGGAUUAGGGGUUCAUGACCUGAUAAAAGGAUUUCUGGGCUCUUCUAGUCUGGGGCCCUCCUGUCAUGGCUGUCUUAAAAGUGAUGCACACUGGGCAUCUACUUGAGCAGCAUCUCGGAUCCCUGAGGCGCAGAUCAAAGCGUUGCUACUGAAGGCUGGACAGAUGGCAAGGCCUGGAGCCAGGGGCCAGCUAGCCCUUCUGCUCAGGGAAAUUAAACCCAGAAGCCUAGGAAAUGCUCCAGCUUCUUGGGCUGCCACACAACUUGAGAUACCUGGGAUCUGCCUUUACCUAAGCCAAAACUAUUUCAUUAAAACUUGAUUGCUGUGCUGCCUGA